Messenger RNA from Ilyonectria robusta, 1200 nucleotides. RefSeq lists its product as uncharacterized. The coding region runs from base 1 to 1200 and encodes 399 amino acids. The transcript has 2 exons. Lineage: Eukaryota; Fungi; Ascomycota; Sordariomycetes; Hypocreales; Nectriaceae. The record is from RefSeq and is a predicted model, not a curated record. Gene Ontology annotation, molecular function: lysozyme activity.
AUGAAAAUCCUGUCCAUCAUUCCCAUAGCCCUAGGGUUGGCGCAGCUCUCGUUGGCUCGGAAAGCCGACACGCGCAUGCACCUGGACGAGUGCCGCGAGGUGAAGUCCAUGGGCCUGAAUACUUGUGCGUACUGCAACUGGACCGGUAUUGCCCAUUGCGACACUGCGGCCUACUGGGAUAGCUGCAGGGACAACCCGACGCCAAAUCCGUGCCGUUCCGACGAAAUCAUCGCCGUGGACUCCAGAGACUACGCUAUCAACUAUGACAACACCUGCGAAAAGGUCUGCCCCGACCAAUACUGCUACUCCGAAACUAAUAAAUACGCCACGACGUGCUGCCGCUGUCCCAAGGGCUAUGUGCCAAGUAUCACGCCACCGACGUGUCGCGCGAAACGGGGCAGUGACGUCGGCGUUACAUGUGUUGGGUGUGACAACCCUGACGAGGUUCUCACAGGAAACGAUCAGACAGGAUGGGAGUGCCAACCGAAGCCGAAACCUCCGCCCCCUCCCACAUGCAACCGCGUUUGCCACAAGGAUACUUGGUGUCCAGCCCAGUGGGUGAAGAAGACUGGCAAGAAUGGAAAGACGAUCAAGUUGUGCCAGUGUACUGGCGGCAACUGCAAAGGCAAAGAUGCGACCUGUCCUUCUGCAUGCCUGGGAAGCUACAAAAAGCCCAAGACCUGCCCUUCCUUCAACUGCCCAAAGGUGAAAGAUAAAGACUUUUGCUUUCCUAGCCAGGAGGGCCUCGAUCUGAUCAAGAGUUCGGAAAGCCAUUGUAGCACCUUCUACAAUGUCUGUGAUGGAGUCAAAACGAUAGGAUGGGGUCACAACUGCAACGCCCAUAAGGACUGCGGUGGCCUUACUCUACCUCUAUCCCCCUGCGAAUCCGAAAGGCUGUUCACAUGCGACGUCACGGAACUGAUGCAGCGCGUCAAGAAACUGCCCAACUACCGACGCUUGUCCCUCAACCAAUUCUCCGCCAUGGUCAGCUUAGCGUACCAAUAUCCGGCCGCUUUCAACAAAGGACGGGCUAUCUGGAAGCAUAUGGAUGUCAAGGCUAGCGAGUUUGACUAUCGCGCCGUUUGCAAGGACAUCUUGACGGCAACGUCGGACCACCAGAGCCGUAGGCAGAAGGAGUCGAAGUUGUGCCUCAAAGAGCCCGUUACGGCGAUGAAAUGUGUCAAGCCAGUGGUGGGCUGA